Centropristis striata (black sea bass) is the source of this 2134-nucleotide messenger RNA. RefSeq names its product Na(+)/H(+) exchange regulatory cofactor NHE-RF2-like. Gene Ontology annotation, cellular component: apical plasma membrane. Gene Ontology annotation, molecular function: signaling receptor binding; protein-membrane adaptor activity. Gene Ontology annotation, biological process: protein localization to plasma membrane. The record is from RefSeq and is a predicted model, not a curated record. The transcript has 6 exons. NCBI's taxonomy places the organism in Eukaryota, Metazoa, Chordata, Actinopteri, Perciformes, Serranidae. Bases 603 to 1856 code for a protein of 417 amino acids.
AAAACCCAACUUGGCUGCAAACUAAUGUCAUCCAUAAACAAAUACUUUCAUUCCAUUAGCUCCUUACAGCGUCAUGACUGUCUGCAGGCUGUAAUCUGCUGCCAGCACGUCGCGGCUGCGCUGGGCGGUCAGGUGCGCGCUGCGGGGGGACGUCCUGGCGCGGCAUCUGUUGUUGACGCCUCCUCAGUCUCGCGCCGGGUCGGACAGGAGGACACACUCCCAGCUGACGAGGAGAAUUAAGUGUUACGUGCGAGGAAAAGCUUUCUAAUCUCUGAUCUCUUGGAUUAUUCCUCCGAUGGACGGGAUUUAGCUCCUGUCUGCGGUUUUUGGGCACCAUUUUACGCACGCUGCGCACUAUUUUUGCGCGCUCAUAUUGGCGCCUCUGGUUUAAUGGAUGAUGGAUUAAACACUCAUUAGUUUUAGCCCACUUUUUGAUUGCAGUGCUCUCGGAACAACUGGAUUAUUAAUGGACUCGCAUCAUGCUAAAUGAUGAUCUUUUGGUCAGUGGAGCGCGCAUGCAGCCGUACGUUGGAUUAAGAGACUUUCCAGCGGGACCAGCACCUGUUUAUUCUCCUGAGACACUUUGACCCGUUUCCCCUGUGAUGGAGAGCGAGCUGAGACCCAGGCUCUGUUUCCUGACCAAAGGAGACCGCGGCUAUGGGUUCCACCUGCACGGUGAGAGGAAUAAAGGCGGCCAGUUCAUCCGGAAAGUGGAGCCCGGCUCCUCUUCGGACCUGGCCGGGCUGCGACCAGGAGACCGGGUGGUGGAGGUGAACGGGGAGAAUGUGGAGAACGAAACGCACCAUCAAGUGGUGGAGCGGAUCCGGGAGGUGCCGCACCGCACCAGGCUGCUGGUGGUGGACCGAGACACGGAUGAUUUCCUCCGCAGCCGGGGCCUGGCGUGCUCCGAGGACCUGGCCGUGGAGAUGGGGACCCUCUCCCCGCGACCUUCUCCCGGGCCGACCCCGUCCACCUCCCCCCUCCCCAGAGAGAACUCACCUCGGUCACCCAACCCCAACCACACACACUCCUUCUUCCCUCUGGCUGCUGCAGACUCACACACCAUCACACAGGCCAAGGUCAAGAGGUCCUCAGUGACAUCCAGCACAGCAACAGACACAGAGCUGCAGGUUCAGCCGUCACCAGAGCCGACAGACGAGCUGUUUCCCCGUCUGUGCCACCUGCUGAAGGGGGAGAACGGCUACGGCUUCAACCUGCACAGCGAUAAGAAGGGAGGACAGUUUGUGCGCUCGGUGGACCCCGGAUCAGCUGCUGAGAGCGCCGACAUCAGGCCCCGAGACAGACUGGUGGAGGUGAACGGAGUGAACAUCGAGGGCCUGAGGCACUCGGAGGUGGUGACUCUGAUUAGAUCAGGAGGGGAGGAGGUGCGCCUCCUGGUGGUGGACCAGGAGACAGAGGAGCUCUUCCAGAGGCUGGGCGUCUCCCCCACCAGCAGCCAUGUCAAAGAGGUCUACCUGGAUGAAUCAGCCUCAGAAAGCGUCCCCCCCACCCCGUCUCCCACCACCGAGCUCCCCACCACAGACCCUCCCAUCAUAAACGUCACGCUGACGGACUCACCCAUCACAGAUACGUCUCCAAAGUCCCGAACCAAUGGGAGCUCAGCAUCUCAGUCCUCCAGGAGCUCCACCACCCAAUCAGAGAUCAGCAGCUCCGACAUGAGCUUCCAGGUCCCUGAUGAGGAUGAACGGCGUGUUUCGGACCCGUUCAUGGAGAACGGCCUGCGUCUGAGUCCAACAGCUGCUGAAGCUAAACAGAAGGUGGUCGCUAGCCGAACCAAGAAGAGAGCUCCUGCUAUGGACUGGAGCAAGAAACAAGAGAUCUUCAGCAACUUCUGACUCCACAACACAAGGAGAGAAAAGAAAUGGGCCGUGAGAUCGGCCUAGGAUGAUGAAUAUUAUGGAGAUUCUUCUUGUAAUCCUAAACACUGCACCACAGUAAAAGAAAGAGUCAUGUGAUAUGGGAAAAAAAGUAACAUUCCUAGAUCCUGUUCUGUGUAAAAGUACAUUGUAAGAUAUCAAAUAGCAUUCUCUAGACCAGUAGUUCUCAACCUUUUUGAGUCGCGACCCCCAUUUUAACAUGCAUGUUGUCCGCGACCCCCACUCACGCACACGCA